Molecule: messenger RNA, 1874 nt
Organism: Siniperca chuatsi (mandarin fish)
Lineage: Eukaryota; Metazoa; Chordata; Actinopteri; Centrarchiformes; Sinipercidae
Product: perlucin-like protein
Exons: 6
Coding region: 77-1009 (310 amino acids)
Source: RefSeq, a predicted model, not a curated record
AACUGGAUUAUCAUGAAUUGUUGAUGAUCAUCUCUUGCAUGUGCUCGCAUAUGACUGAUUUCAGCCAACAGUCAGAAUGGAGAGGAGAGAAAUCUCAGGUUGUAAUUCUGAUGGCGGACUUAACACACUGAUUUGUCAGGAGGACUUGCAGGAUGAGGAGUAUCCUUACCCCUACUCUAACCAAGACAGGCAACAAGUAUCUACGUCCAGAAUGACCCCUUGGAGACAUUGCAGACUGGCUGCAGUGAGCCUGGCGCUACUCGCUGCUGUUCUACUAAUAGUUGAUAUCAGCCUGGGGGUCCACUACAACCAACUCAAAGAUACCCACCUCACACUUGAUGAUACAGAACGCAUCGGCAAUGAGUUGACCAAACUCCAGGAUACUUACAAGGCUGCAAUCAAAAACAUGACAGGUUACAAGAAGCAACUGGACAGUGAGCUGAGUCGUCAAACACAAACCAACUGGGAGCUUGAACACCAGACAAAAAGAAGCACAGACUAUCAAGGGCAAUUUGUUAAAAUGAAUAAGGACAUUGCAGCACUGAGAUCCCACUUACCAAUGAUUAAUGAUGGCUGCAGACACUGUCCACCAGGAUGGAUUUUGAUGAACUCAUUGUGUUACUACUUCUCUUUCUCUGACAAUGCUGGAAUAAAAUCAUGGCAAAAAGCCAGAAACUUCUGCCAGAUGUAUGGCGGUGACCUUGCAGUCAUAGACACCAAAGACAAAGAGAACUCAACUGUAAAUCUCUUGAUACAUAAGAAAGACCCCUCAAAAUCCCUUGCGGGCUUCUGGAUUGGACUGAGAGAUGUUCACGAGGAAGGGACUUGGAAAUGGCUGGAUGGAACAACACUGGUUGAGGGGUACUGGAACGAUGGAGAACCAAAUGAUGUCAACAAUGAGGACUGUGCAGCGGUGUAUCCCAGAGAAAACUUCUUCAAGGCUUGGAAUGAUGUUGGAUGUGCAAACGCAAUGAAAUGGAUUUGUGAAAAAGCACCAACUAUGAGUUAACAGUGUAUGUUUACUGCAUUUGCUUUCAAGCUUAACUGUUUGCAUAAAGAGUUGACUCCACCUUAGAGACUUUUAGACGUCUUCUGAAAUUUUCUGUAAUGAAGGACAGAAUCUUCAGCCUGAUUCUUUACCAAAUCAGUACUUUGAUUAUGUGCAUGUUACUAUUACACAAAUCUCUGUAAGCACAAUUGAAUAAACUGGUAAGACUUUACCUCCUAGUCCCCCUACUUAGCAUCUAAGCAGUAAAUAAAUAUUUAAUAAAUGGUUUAUAACACACUAUAAUGUAGUUGUACGCAGGUAUAAGAACAUUUUUUAAGUGUUUAUACACUAUAUUAAUGUACAGUACACUACAUUGAUAAAGUACAGUAUUAAGUGAUAACUUGUCCUAUGAAGACACAAAGUAUGUUAUACUGUAUUAUUACCACUGUGUUUUACUAUACUGUCAUUCAUCAUCUAUAUAUACACCAGCGUUCACCUAUGUGUGAGUUAUGGUUGUGGACAAAUACAUUAAUAAACACUUACUGUAUAUCUGCUUAUAACAGCAUUAUAGUGUGUUAUAAACCAUUUAUUUGAUGUUCAUUUACUGCUUAUAAAUGGUAAACAGGGGGAUAUAAAGUGUUACCAACAAGGUCAGUACCCAAACGUUAACUUGCAAAUAACAGGAAAGUCCCUGCUAGAUUUAUGGUGCAUAUUGCUAACACAAUACCCUUACGUACUAGAAUUGUUGUUGUUGACCAAGAUGGUGCCAGAAUAUUCGUGAUUUUCCACGUCUGACUACUGUACCAACCUUUCAGCAUUUUGAUGCCUGCUGUACUGAUGCCUGAUGGCUAACACUGCAAUGCAAUAAAGAUGAAUUUCUGAUCUA